AUUCUUAUUAUUUAGAUAUAUUUAGUUUAUAUAUUCUCUAAAUAGAGAACUGACAUACGUAUAACACAGAUCAUUUUAAUAAUAACACUUUCCAUCAUUUGAAGUUAUUGAAUUUAGUUUUUUAUAUCAUAGUAGUUGUUGUCCGUUUUGACUGAAUAUUUUCCCACUGUUGACAUAUAAUUUUCGCUCCUUGUGCUUUCUCUUCAGGAGUAUCCCAAUGCUAAUUAGUACAGCGAGCAGAUUUGGUGUUUGGUGCUGUUCUCUUACACCUUCGGUCCGUCUUUUCUCCAGAUCCAGUAACAUGGCCAAAAGUAAGUUUGAGUAUGUGCGCAACUUCGAAACAGAUGACACCUGUCUGCGGAACUGCUACAUUGUCGUGAGACUGGAUGGUCGCAAUUUUCACAAGUUUGCAGAGCAGCACAAGUUUGCAAAGCCCAAUGACGACAGGGCCUUGGGGCUGAUGACAAGGAGUGCACGCUCUGUCAUGGAAGAACUGGAGGAUAUUGUUGUUGCCUAUGGCCAAAGUGAUGAGUUCAGCUUUGUUUUCAAGCGGUCUUCUACCUGGUUCAAAAGAAGAGCCAGUAAGCUCAUGACCCACGUGGCCUCCCAGUUUUCCUCCUCGUACGUGUUUUACUGGAAGGAGUUUUUUGAGAAUCAGCCCCUCCUGUACCCUCCGGGAUUUGACGGACGGGUGGUCCUAUAUCCUAGCAAUCGUAACCUUAGAGACUACCUUAGCUGGAGGCAGGCAGACUGUCACAUAAAUAAUUUGUACAACACAGUGUUUUGGAUGUUAGUGCAAAGAAAAGGACUCAGCACAACACAGGCAGAGGAUCGCUUAAAGGGAACAUUGGCUGGAGAUAAAAAUGAGAUCCUCUUCACAGAAUUUGGUAUCAACUACAACAAUGAAUCUGCCGUCCACAAGAAAGGUACCACCCUCAUCUGGGAAAAGCGAGAUGAGACUGUCAUUAAACGCACAAAGCUGCCAAAUGGGGAGGAAAAGGACAUGCCCGUCACACGUAGCAGGAGGAGGGUAGAGGCCUACCAUUGUGACCUUAUAGGAGAGCAGUUCUGGGAGGAGCACCCAGACAUCCUGGAGGAUGACAACUGCUAACCGAACUUUUCCUGUUGAAGGAGAACAACUCUGAACGCAUCUGACCUCGGAGGUGGAAGCGGACCCUUUUAAGCAGCCACUCCAGAGCUACAGCUUUAUAUUGACUUUGUGUCAAAUGACAUGUUACCCAUGAAGAUCUAAUGUAUUCUUACUUUCAUAUAUAAAAAUGUUCCUAAGAUGUUGGAACUUCCCUUCUUUGACUGCAUAAUGAUGUCUGUCAUGUUUAAAGAAAAGCAGAUGUGAGUGUUUUAAUAGUGUGAUAUCUAUUUACUCCUGCAUGUGGCUCUCCUAAGGUUGCCUUUCCCAAAAUAUGCCCUCAUCUGAUACCAUGAAUGACAUUUAGAAUACUACCAACACUUGAUCUUUCAGUACGUUUGACAUAUUUUCUCUUGGCCUCCUGCUCUUAUUACUCAGGGGUAUUCAGCAUGUGUCAAAUCUAUUUUACCUUAAAAUUCUAAUCCUUGAGUUUUAAUACUACUUCUUCAAAGCAUUCCCUUGCAGUGUCCAGUAAGAAAAGAAAUAAGCAGAGUAAAGCAGAAAUCAAUACCUUGACAGGAACUCACGGCCUUGUCUUGAAGCCAGCUUACCAUUUAGAGACGUGAAUGGGCUGCACUGUCAUCGGAGCUAAGAAUACCUCACACACCCUGCAUACACUUUAUCCUUGACAUGUGCACUGUGGGGUAGUUAUCAUCACACUUAUAAAUGACCGGCUCAGUAUGAAUGGCUGCUGGAAGCCUAAACUAGUAGGAGCCUACUGUAUGUUGUUACUUUAGGUGGACUCAGUUACAGUUGAUAUUUUUGGUUCUGUGACCUUGUUAAAAGCAUUUAGCUGUACUGUAUUUUAUGUAAUUAGAAUUUAACUUUCUAAGCACAGAUGUGGAGCAAAUUCUAAUACGGAGGCCUUUUUGUUUCAAAUAUACAGCGGUCAUUAUCUAGAAUGACUUCAUGAACAAUUAUAUACAGAUACAGUUAUAUAGUAAUUAAAAUAUCAGCAUAUACUAUAUUAUACUGUAUGUUACUUUAAUAACAUAUAUAAUCUGUAUGCCUGAGUCAUUG
Messenger RNA from Haplochromis burtoni (Burton's mouthbrooder), 2167 nucleotides. It is a transcript of the gene thg1l, whose product is annotated as tRNA-histidine guanylyltransferase 1-like. Gene Ontology annotation, biological process: tRNA modification. Gene Ontology annotation, molecular function: magnesium ion binding; tRNA guanylyltransferase activity. The transcript has 6 exons. NCBI's taxonomy places the organism in Eukaryota, Metazoa, Chordata, Actinopteri, Cichliformes, Cichlidae. The coding region runs from base 218 to 1111 and encodes 297 amino acids. The record is from RefSeq and is a predicted model, not a curated record.